AUGCAAGAUUUGUCGUCUUCGUCGGGUACUUGGUGGAAACAAGUGGUAGAUCUGGUACAGUCAACAUAUACCCUUUGGUUGGCGGCGUCUCCGUUGGAACGCCUACAGCUGGAACCAAAGGACCACGAGAACUUGACUACCGGAAAGUGGACACGAGUGAACGCUCGGGCCUGUUCGCUGAUACUGCAAAGCUUGACAGAGCAAGUGAGGCUGGACUUGAUAUCCAGGAGAGUGGUGCAAAGUUCUCCUCUGGUGUUAUUCCGUUUGCAUACAACAUAUCAGCCGGGCGGAGCUUCGGAGCGAUCGACAGUCUUGGGAAAUCUACAGACGACUACAACCCCAGCAACCUUAGAAGAAGCCUUGGUGUGGCUGAGGGCUUGGCCGAGGUGGGUGCAACGCUGUAAGGACCUGAAGAUGAUGGUACCGGACGGUUCAGUAUUAUCCAAGGUGCUUACAGGUACUACCGCGAAGUUUAUCGGAGAAAACCCAGAUGCUCAGUUUCGCACGCAACUACUCCGUUCAAGCUUGAGGAUCGACGCCCAACCUACCCAAGCAGAUGUUUGCAGAUACCAGAAACACCUUCAAGCUGAGAUAGAGACAAUGGUUGCGGCGAAAACUACAAACAAUACGCUGCUGGCUAAGGAGGCUGUCGUCGAGGCUCCAAGUGUCCUUACAGCCACGACAUGUCGCAUUUGUCCAAACAGGACUUCCAAGGGAGGACAGAAGGGAUCGACGGGAAACCCUGGGAGCCAGCAGCAGACGUCUUCUUCCACUUCGCGAGACCCGAAGGUGCAGCGCAUGGAGCCAGAGGGUGAGACAUCACCCACGGCACAGGCGACGUCAGUUGUCAGUGGCGAGCCGGUGUGGACAUUGGAAGCCUUGCUUCAAGCUGCGGCCAAAGUGGCGGGAGCUAAGCCACCGGAGGGACCUUCGAUCAAUGUGAUCUCUCUUCGAGCGCACCAGCCUAUGUCAGGAACGCAGCAGACCUUUGCUUUGAUAGGUUCUGGGGCAACGCAUGCGCUCCGAAGGGCAAAGAGCCAGGAGGAGUGGUCGCAAGCGGCGCCAGUUAUAGUCAACCUGGCGGGAGGUGAGUCGGUUUAUUUGAGGAUGAAUGCAGCCGGGACUAUUUUGGUUCCAGCGUCGACUAUGUCAACUACCUCGUCUACAACACCAAUCGUACCGUUGGGAGCAUUGGUGGGUCAGCUGGGCUAUACUAUGACAUGGAACAGUAGUAGGUGCAAGCUUGAGGGACGAGAUGAGGAGGUUUACAAUCUUCGUGUUCGUGAAGGGUGUCCAGAGAUUGCAGAGCAUGACGCGCUGAACUUGAUAGCCCGGCUUGAGGAUGAAAACUUGGAGGCCUUGAAGAUCAAUACCAGCGCAACCAGACGACGGGUUAAGGCUGCAGCGGUUGCUAUGAAUAGGACGUGGUUUGACUACUUGUCGUCGUACGUGGACAGCGGAUUAGCAAGCCAGGCCUUAGCAGCAGCAGACGCGGCGCCCUUCUUCCAGGAUGUCCCCAAGGAGUGUCUAACAGGCCUUGUGGAGGCAAUGCCGGAAGCCAAUGGGUGGGAUUCGUUGAAGGGACUAGAGCACCUGAACAGACGAACAAGAAAGAAGCUUUGGGGUUCGAACAAGUGGGUUCUACAUCUAUUCGCCGGGAACAAAGAAAAACGUGAUCUCUACCAUCUGGAGAAGCAUGGAUACGCGGUCCUGGAGCUAGGUGUGGAGCGAGGGCGCACUCACGAUAUCCUACGACAGUCCACUUGGAAGGCUCUGGAGUAUGCAGCCCGGAAAGGGAAAAUAGCUGCCAUCGUAGGCGGUCCUCCGCCUCAAGGAUCCUUUAUGAUCUCAAGACAUGUGGUUGGGGGACCAAGCCCAUUGCGAUCCAAUGACUACCCGUACGGAAACUGGCAUGGACAAUCAGAAGCAGAUGUAUAUGAGGUGAACAAGCAAACCCAACUGCUCGUGAGAAUGGUGUACCUUCAUGCUCUUUCUACAGCUGGAAGGAUCAAGUCGCAGCCAGACCCGGAUCCCUUGUAUCCCGAUGUGGUGAGUUUUUGGAGGACUCCUAUGUGGACAGAGUACGCGCUAGACCAGUUGAAGAUGACCGGGAAGCAGAAGAACCACCUGGACCGGCUAGGAGCGAAACAGAUUGAGGAGGAUGGCCAGGCCGAAGAGGUCGCGGAGGUCCAACCUUGCGUGAUGUCGGGGAACAGGACAGCAAUACAGAGUUUUCAGACUGACAAGCCGUAUACAACCAGCAAUGCAAUGCAGACGCCGCCACAAAGUUCCGUGAGGCAGGAGGACUGGACGGACUGGGAAAUGUUUCUGGUCCUUCAACCUGGAGCCACGGGGACGGUUCUUUUGGAUGCUGAUGUGCUUGCGGAGCCGUGGUUGCGAAAGGCGGAGGUGGUGUAUUCGGACAAUGUGGAGCAGCUGCUAGAGUCGCUGGAAGCGCCUCUUAACAUAGUGCACACAGUGAACCCUCGAGAGGUAUCGGGCUGUGUCGAUCGCUGGGUGCCAGCGCUCCGCAAAGAAAUUGCAUCACUGGAGCACGCGGUUGACAAGGUGAUGAGCGAUGAAGAGGACGUUCAGCAGGACCUUGCUACUGGUCGUGGACAGAUGAUACCCAUGAAAGUGGUCUUUACAGUAAAACCGCCCGAUGUACCUGCAGAAGGAGAGCAACCACUAGAGCUAUACAAGCGAAAGGCAAGAAUAGUGGUGUGUGGCAAUAUGGCGUCGCAUCAACCUGGUGAAGUUUACACGAAUACCACACCCGCGGAAGUCGUGCGUGCCGCAAUAGCACUCGCGCGGUUCUUCAACUGGGACUUCGGCAUGAUCGACGUCGUAGCAGCCUUUCUCCAAACACCACUGAAGGAGCUACAAGACGCACCGCUCGUGUACGGAAUUCCUCCCAAGCUGCUGGUAAAGAUUGGACUUUGCCGACCAGGUGAAUUAUGGCGUCUUACCCAUGCGGUAUAUGGACUACAAGAAUCUCCGAAGCUCUGGGGUUCAUAUCGAGAUAUCCGUCUGGCUCGCAUACAGUUGGUGUUUGAGGGCAAGCGGGUUACGUUAAUGCAGGGCCGUGUUGAGCCAUCGUGGUGGUCAGUGUUACAAGAAGGCUCGGUGUUGAUCGGGGUUUUGGUUGUGUAUGUGGACGAUAUCCUUAUUUGUGGGAAGUCAGAGAUGAUCCGGGAGCUCGCGAAGGUGAUCCGAGACACAUGGAAGACUAGCGAGUUGCAGUUGGUAUCUGACGGAACGAUAAGGUUCUUGGGCAUAGAGAUUUCUAAAUGUACCCAAGGAUAUGCUCUUUCUCAACGGUCGUAUAUAGAGGAGCUGGUUCGACUGCACAAUGUCCCUCCUACCAGGAAGGAUAUCAUCCCGAUCUCCAAGGACCUUGCCAAUUUUAACAUCGAGGACCACGAAAGUGUUUACACGGAUGGGGAGCUGAAGGCCGCUCAACAGUGUGCGGGCGAACUAUUGUGGGUUUCGCAGCGCGCCCGACCAGACUUGUGCUAUGUCGCAUCACUUGUGGGGUCGCUUUCGACCAGAGCACCGCGUCGAGCUGUUCAGAUAGCAGAGAAGGCGAUCGCAUUUCUUCAAAGGACGAUAGGGCACAGUUUGGUGUAUCAAGGAGACUCGUCUGGUCUGGUAGCAUAUUGCGAUGCCAGCUUUGCACCAGAAGGAGGCCGCAGCCAUUCUGGAUGGCUGAUAAUGCUGAAUGAUUGUGUUAUUGCGUGGCGAUCAGGGAGGCAGUCUACAAUAACUUUAAGUACAGCAGAAUCAGAGCUGACGGCGAUCUCCGAAGCAGUAUUAGCACUACAGAGCUCCAAUGCGAUGAUGAGUGAUAUGAUGCCUGGCGGUUUACCUUUGCAGCUAUUUUCGGAUUCCACAGCGGCUUUGGCUAUAGCAAACGGAAGCGGCAGCUGGAGGACGCGACACCUGAGGCUUCGCAGUGCGUGGGUGGCGGAGCUGAUAGCAUCGCAGGCAGUGACUGUUCAUCAUUGUGUAGGAGAAGUGCAGCCAGCAGACCUUCUAACCAAGGCUUUGUCUUCGCAGCGAAUAAGGACAUUGAGUCGACUGAUAAAUCUACGUGGUUCGGACGAGGACUAUGACGAGUCGGCAGCCGCAGCAGUUAGCACCGAAAACAGCAGGAGCAUCAAUAUCAGCAGCUGCAGAGCCCGCGCCCCUAACCAUGUCCCUAAGGGUUUAAUAGGCCUACUCAUUCUGUCUCAAGCUGUUAUGGGGGAGUCCUACAAUUGGGAAGAAGGAGAGGCGAUGGUCGUUAAGACAGAGUUACAGGUAAAUUAUGGUGUGAUCACAUGGGCGUUUAUGUGGGCAGCUGUGAUUGUUUUUCUGCUGGCUUGGGAGCUGCUAAAGUGGUUGGUCUGGUUGGCAUAUGAUAGAGCUACGCCAGGUUCGACAUCGAGGCGUGUGAAAAAGCUGCAAAAGCUGAGAGAGGCUACGACUGCGGCUAUACAACGAGAGAUCCAGGUGCGAACUGGUGGAAGACUGGAGCAAAGAGCGCGAGAUGCUGCAGUUAGUCCACUGGUGCAAAAGGGAGCCCCGCCGCGGAGCGGAACUCAAUCGUCCUCGACCGAAGAGAUUAAACCAGCGCUGCCAGAGGACCCGGCAACAGAGAGGAUGAAGUUGUUGAGGAGACUGGCGAGCGGGACGAAGGAGCAAGGGGAUGUCGGGUGUCAAGCUGGAGUGUUUACCCCAGCUGCUCCUCCUGAGACAAGGGUGAUCUUGCGCUAUGUGCAUGAGCCGCCUGGGGAAACAUUCUAUAUUCCUGGGAAUGAGUGCUUUCAUGUGUAUGGAGAUUGCCAUGCGUUCAGACACCGCGGGACUGCAGAUAAGGUUGAGAGGAGGCGCCUGUGUCAAUACUGUUUGAACAGGGCGGGAGAUGAUCCGGACAAGCAUGCCAAUUACGGUGCUGAUCUAGAGCGUGCUCGGGAAUAUGAGAGAAUCUUCAACACCCAAUUGCAGCAAUCUGGCCAGAGCGUUCGAGGAUGA
Messenger RNA from Symbiodinium sp. CCMP2456, 5016 nucleotides. The record is from the annotation of a GenBank genome assembly. Lineage: Eukaryota; Dinophyceae; Suessiales; Symbiodiniaceae.